Colius striatus (speckled mousebird) is the source of this 2977-nucleotide messenger RNA. It is a transcript of the gene PLP1, whose product is annotated as proteolipid protein 1. Gene Ontology annotation, cellular component: myelin sheath; plasma membrane. Gene Ontology annotation, molecular function: structural constituent of myelin sheath. Gene Ontology annotation, biological process: axon development; central nervous system myelination. The coding region runs from base 94 to 927 and encodes 277 amino acids. The transcript has 7 exons. Lineage: Eukaryota; Metazoa; Chordata; Aves; Coliiformes; Coliidae. The record is from RefSeq and is a predicted model, not a curated record.
AGGGCGAGGGACCGCAGGGCAGGCGACACACAGCUCGCAGCCAGCAGCCAAGAGCCAGCGGCCGGUGGCCACGAGGUGCCCGAGUCCAGCGCCAUGGGUUUGCUCGAGUGCUGUGCCAGAUGUCUCAUCGGGGCACCCUUUGCUUCGCUGGUUGCCACUGGCUUGUGCUUCUUCGGGGUAGCUCUGUUUUGUGGCUGUGGCCACGAAGCCCUCACGGGCACUGAGCAGCUCAUUGAGACCUACUUCUCCAAAAACUACCAGGACUACGAGUAUCUCAUCGAUGUCAUCCACGCUUUUCAGUACGUCAUCUACGGCACGGCCUCCUUCUUCUUCCUCUAUGGAGCCCUGCUGCUGGCCGAAGGCUUCUACACCACCGGCGCCGUGCGGCAAAUCUUCGGGGACUACAGGACCACCAUCUGCGGCAAGGGGCUGAGCGCAACGGUAACCGGGGGCCCCAAAGGGAGGGGAGCGCGAGGCCCCCAGCGAGCUCACUCGUUGCAGCGGGUGUGUCAGUGUUUGGGAAAGUGGCUAGGACAUCCUGACAAGUUUGUGGGCAUUACCUACGUGCUGACCAUCGUCUGGCUCCUGGUCUUCGCCUGCUCUGCCGUGCCUGUCUACAUCUACUUUAACACUUGGACCACCUGCCAGUCCAUUGCCAACCCCAGCAAGACCGCGGCCAGCAUUGGCACCCUGUGUGCAGAUGCCAGGAUGUACGGUGUCCUGCCCUGGAACGCUUUCCCUGGCAAGGUGUGUGGCUCCAACCUGCUCUCCAUCUGUAAGACCAGCGAGUUCCAGAUGACUUUCCAUCUCUUCAUCGCGGCCUUCGUCGGGGCAGCUGCCACGCUGGUCUCACUGCUCACCUUCAUCAUCGCCGCCACCUACAACUUUGCUGUCCUCAAGCUGAUGGGCCGAGGCACCAAGUUCUAGCCGGCGAGGUGGAGCCCAGCCAGGCCAAACGCCCUCCUUUCUCUAACCCUGAGGCUUUAACACUGCAGCCACCCGACACCAGGUCUCCUGCGUUAACUCUGCCUUCGCUGCUGACUCCCCUCCUCUUCCUCCCUCGCCUCCAUCGUGCUGAGCGUGGCCAGGAAGGAGAGCUUCCCACCAAUGGACACCUCUUCAUGCACUUUUCUCUCUCUGCUCAUCCAUAACCGGUUCGCUCUAGGGCUGAGCCCAUCCAAACCAGCCAGAGAAGAGGAGGGACUUACUCCAGUGUCCUGAUAUUGCCUAGGGAUGAGCAAAGGCCUUCAUGCUCCUGGGAGGAAGAAAACCAUGUAGCUUGCUCCAUUAGUAGCAAGAGGCUACGUAGAGAGAAAAGGAAGUUGGCCCAGUCCUGGUACCAUUGCUCGAGACUCUCCUGGAGCUGUCUGCUGUCACCACCUCUGCGUGGAGAAUAAGAGAAGGAUUGUUCUUUCCCCUUAGCAAAAGAAGAUGAAUUUACCCCAAAUUGCCUGCUGCAGCCAAGGCAAAGGGAGUUCAGGGCAAGGAUCUUCCCGCUGUGGAGAAGAGAGCGCUGACCCCAAUGCUGAUAAAGCCCUAACCCAGCUGCCCCUAUUAAAGCCUGAAGGAGGUUGGUGUCUCUGCAGCCAGGGGGGACGCUCAGCUUCACACUCCAGGCACCAGAGAGGCAGCAGAUAGGUGUGAUGGAGAGGGGACUGUGUGCUGUGUGCCCCAGGAACAUCCAGCCCGAGCCAUCCCUCUGUAGGCAGUGGGUGGGCCUUUGGGCUGUGUGCCUCUGCCUGCCUGCCCUGAGCUGCCCUGGGCUGCACUGCCCUGAGUUACCCUGUGCUGCACUGCCUUGUGCUGCACUGCCCUGAGCUGCACUGCCCUGUCCUGCCCUGCCCAUCCUGCCCUGCCCUGUCCUAUCCUGCACUGCCCUGCACUGCCCUUCUCUGUGCUGCCCUGACCUGUCCUGUCCUGUCCUGGUCAUCCCCAUCCUGCCCUGCCCUGUCCUGCCCUGCCCUUUACUGCCCUGCACUGCCCUGCCCUGCCCUUUACUGCCCUGCCCUGCCCUUUACUGCCCUGCACUGCCCUGUCCUGCCCUUUACUGCCCUGCCCUGCACUGCCCUGUCCUGCCUUGCACUGCCCUGCCAUGUCCUGCCCUGCCCUGUUCUGCACUGCCCUGCUCUGCCCUUUACUGCCCUGUCCAGCCCUUUCUUGCCCUGCCCUGUGCUGCCCUGCCCUGUGCUGCCCUGUCCAGCCCUUUAUUGCCCUGCCCUGCCCUGCCUGCACCACGCUCGCUGCCCGCUCCCAGCCCUUCACAAUGGUGCUCUUCUCUGGGGUGACAUCUGCUUCUCUAACCUCUGCCAUGUUGCAGAGCCUGAUUUGUUUCUCACUUGUGUCCAAGGUAACUUCCCUUCAUUCUCUUCCUGCCUUUCCUCCCGUUGUCUCCUGCCAGUCAGGACAACUCUUGUGUCUGCCAGGGUAGGAGGGACCGGCAGCAUCUUGCUUCCAGCCAAAACCCAUGGAGGAGUUGAGGGGGGAAGGAAAGGCGGUGGUUUGAGGGUCUUGGGGCAGAAACACAGCCUGUCUGUGCCAACCAGACCCUUUCUGGUGCCAGUUCAGUCUUUUCCCAUGGAGGGGGGCAGCGGGGGCGAGGGGUUUGGUGGAGACAACCUCUCCCCUAUGAUGGCUUUGCAGGGCAGCUGGAGGAAAGCCCUCUGGCUGGGGAGCAUGGCUCUAACCAGAACCACCAAAAGGCUGCUUCCAGCCCUCCCUGUCAACUGGUGUUUUGUUUUGCUCUCCCCUGCCUCUCCUUAACUCUAACCUUUGUGUUUAUUUAUUGGAGGAACUCCUUUCAGUGGCAGACUGCCUCCAUCUCCCAUGGACUGAUUUUUUCUUUCCCUGUCUGUACUAUUAUAACAAGAAGUGCCUGUUUCAGCAGGGGCAAGGUUAAAGGAGCAGAUCUGCUGAGCAGAGCCUUCGAAGGACUCUUGCCACCAGCAAUGCUGAAAUGGGUUGGCCAGGCUAGCAACGC